AUGAAGUUCCGCGACGGCAUGUGGCAGUCGGGCCACGACAUGGCGUUGGAGUACGCCGAGGAGGUGCACCAGAUCAGACAGACGGAAAAGGGGAUGCGGCUCCUCUGCCCGACGCGCAAGAUCAUGGGCAGAGGAGACACGCUGAACCGGUCGGUUUUGACGAUUGACAUAGAAGCCGAGUUCGACGGCGUCGUGUCGGUGGAGACGACGCACUGGUCCGGCGAGGCCCGGCGCGGCCCGCACUUUGAACUGUACCCAGACGGCAGGCCCCCGGUCAGGGGCGAGGUGAGCAAGAGCGACUCCGGCACCACGCUGAGCUCGGGGUCGCUGUCGGUGACGGUGUCGUCGGAGCCGCACACGUUUGAGGUCAGAUUCCACGGCAACUCCAACAACAGCAACAACAACAACAGCAACAACAACAACAACAGCGAGGCGCUGCUCACGUCGCUCCUGGACCGCAGCGUCGGCAUCGCAUACAACCCGGCGACGGUGCCGCAGACGAGGCUCGAGGACAUGCGCGGGGUGCGGCACCACGUGUUCACGCAGACGACGCUGUCGGUGGGCGAGUCGGUGUAUGGCUUCGGGGAGCGGUUCGGGGCCUUCAACAAGGUCGGGCAGCAGGUGGUCAUGUGGAACGCCGACGGCGGCACCAGCAGCGAGCUGGCGUACAAGAACGUGCCGUUUUGGAUCAGCUCGCGCGGCUACGGCGUCUUUGUCGACUCGCCCGACCGCGUCGAGUUCGAGGUCGGCAGCGAGCGCAGCUGCAGGGUGCAGACCAGCGUCGAGGCGCAGCGCCUCAAGUGGUUUAAGUAUGCGGUGCUGGCCGGCAAGGGGGCGGGCGUGCCGGCGUGGAGCUACGGGCUGUGGCUGAGCACGAGCUUCACGACCGACUACGACGAGGAGACGGUGCGGGGGUUCCUGGAGGGGAUGAGGGAGCGGAGGAUCGCGGUGGAUGUGUUCCACUACGACUGCUUCUGGAUGAAGGAGUUUACGUGGACCGACUUUGUGUUUGAUGCGGAAAAGUUCCCGGACCCAAAGGCCAUGAUUGCGAGGUUCAAGGAGGGGGGUCUGCUCAAGAAGGUCUGCUGCUGGAUCAACCCGUACAUUGCGGAGCACGGGGCGAUUUUCCAGGAGGCGGCGGAGAAGGGGUACCUGCUCAAGAGGAAGAAUGGGGUGGAUGUUUGGCAGUGGGAUCUGUGGCAGGCUGGCAUGGCCCUCGUCGACUUUACAAACCCAGACGCCUGCAAGUGGUACGCCGACUGCCUGGACAAGCUCCUCGAGACGGGCGUCGACGCCAUCAAGACGGACUUUGGCGAGCGCAUCCCCUGGCAGGACGUGCAGUGGCACGACGGGUCGGUCGACCCGCGGCGCAUGCACAACUACUACGCGUUCCUGUACAACCGGUGCGUGUACGAGGCCAUGGAGCGGCGCCGCGGGCCGGGGCAGGCGGUGCUGUUUGCGCGGGCGGCGACGGCGGGCACGCAGCGCUUCCCGCUGGUCUGGGGCGGCGACUGCGAGAGCACGGCCGAGGGCAUGGCCGAGUCGGUGCGCGGCGGCCUGUCGCUGGGCCUGGCCGCCUACCCCUUUUGGUCCGUCGACAUUGGCGGCUUCGAGGGCCGCCCGCCGCCCUGGAUCUACAAGCGCUGGGUCGCCUUUGGCCUGCUGUGCAGCCACAGCCGCCUGCACGGCUCCGCCUCGUACCGCGUGCCCUGGCUGAUCGACCACGACGACCGCGCGCCCGACGGCUGCUCCGCCACCCUGAGCUCCUUCACCGCCCUCAAGAACCGCCUCAUGCCCUACCUGCUGGCCCAGGCCGCCCGCGCCGUCGACGCCGGCCUGCCGCUGUCGCUGCGCGCCACCCUGCUCGAGUUCCCCGACGACCCCACCGCCUGGUUCCUGGACCGCCAGUUCAUGCUGGGCGAGUCGCUGCUCGCCGCGCCCGUGUUUGACCAGUCGGGCGAGGUGCAGUUCUACCUGCCCCGGGGCGCCUGGACCUGCUUCUUCACGGGGAGGAGGAGGCUGGGCCCCGGCUGGUUCAGGGAGAGGCACCGCUUCGGGACGCUGCCGCUGUAUGUUCGGCCGGGGACCGUCUUGUUGCUGCGACAGGACGUGGGCUUCGAGGAGAGCGUGAGGGACGGCGCCGUCUAUGACUUUGCCGACCGGGUCGAGGUGCGGCUGUACGAGGUCAAGGAAAAGGAUGGCGCCGAUGUCGUCGGGGCUGAUGGUCAAGUCGUCGGCAGGUUGGAGGUGGGAGAGGAUGGUGAAACUUUGAGCGGGCUGCAUCUGCUUCAGGGGGAAACCCUGAUUCGGGAGCCUGGGUUUGGUGACCAGAACAUCCAAGAGUCGGGGAUCGAAUGCUUGACUGAGUGA
Molecule: messenger RNA, 2370 nt
Organism: Pyricularia oryzae 70-15
Lineage: Eukaryota; Fungi; Ascomycota; Sordariomycetes; Magnaporthales; Pyriculariaceae
Product: alpha-xylosidase
Exons: 4
Coding region: 1-2370 (789 amino acids)
Biological process (GO): carbohydrate metabolic process
Molecular function (GO): carbohydrate binding; hydrolase activity, hydrolyzing O-glycosyl compounds
Source: RefSeq, a predicted model, not a curated record